Durio zibethinus is the source of this 769-nucleotide messenger RNA. RefSeq lists its product as uncharacterized. The record is from RefSeq and is a predicted model, not a curated record. NCBI's taxonomy places the organism in Eukaryota, Viridiplantae, Streptophyta, Magnoliopsida, Malvales, Malvaceae.
AUGGCUUUCUGGUCUGCUGAGAAUGCCACAAAAGCAUACCUCAAAACCUUGAAAAUGGGCCAAAAUGUUAAAGAACCAAACGUAGCCGAGUUCGUGUCAGCCCUUGCAGCUGGCAACAAUGCACAACUAAUGGUUGUGGCAUGUGCUGGUGCUGCCGACUCUGCCGCUUUAGCCCUGGUGGUCGCUGCUCACCAAACUGGAGGCCAUGUAGUUUGCAUCCUUCCUGGAAUUGAAGAACUUCAGCUAUCCAAGAAAAUCUUAGGCUACGAUGCAUGCCGUGUUGAGUUUGUUGUUGGUGAAGCUAAAAAUCUUCUGUUAAGCCACUAUAAGGAAGCAGAUUUUGUUCUUACUGAUUGCAACCUGGAUAAUCAUGAAGGAGUUCUUAGAGCAGUGCAGGCAGGUAAGAGACGCAGGGGGGCUGUUGUUGUUGGCUAUAAUACUUUUUCCAAAGGUUCAUGGCGGUUCAGUGGAUCGAACACUCAGUUGUUGCCUAUAGGAGAAGGGCUGCUAGUGACUAGAAUCACAGCAAAAGCCAAAAUUGAUGGUUGUUUCGGAAGGAAAAGUCAGUGGGUUGUAAAGGUGGAUAAAUGCACUGGGGAAGAGCAUGUGUUCAGGAUCAGGUUUCCACAGGGGAAAGGAAUUGAAGCUUAGAUUUGGCAUUGCUUCCUUUUUCCUUUGGUGGACUGGAAAAAGUCCAGCUUUUCAGUUUUCCCCUGCCUUCCUGCCAACCAAAUGGAAUGUAAGGUCUUUAGUACAAGUCAAAUUUAGU